Molecule: messenger RNA, 2138 nt
Organism: Phyllostomus discolor (pale spear-nosed bat)
Lineage: Eukaryota; Metazoa; Chordata; Mammalia; Chiroptera; Phyllostomidae
Gene: RPL6
Product: ribosomal protein L6
Exons: 7
Coding region: 59-925 (288 amino acids)
Biological process (GO): translation
Cellular component (GO): ribosome
Molecular function (GO): structural constituent of ribosome
Source: RefSeq, a predicted model, not a curated record
UCCGUGCUUCCUUAUACACCGGAAGCCAGUGCUUUAGUUCUUUUUCCCAUCUUGCAAGAUGGCGGGUGAAAAAACCGAGAAGCCGGAUACUAAGGAGAAGAAACCCCAAGCCAAGAAGGCUGAUGCUGGCGGCAAGGUUAAGAAGGGGAACCUCAAGGCUAAGACGCCUAAGAAGGGGAAGCCCCACUGCAGCCGAAACCCUGUCCUCGUCCGAGGUAUUGGCAGGUAUUCCCGGUCAGCCAUGUAUUCCCGAAAAGCCAUGUACAAGAGGAAAUACUCCGCAGCUAAAUCCAGGGUUGAAAAGAAAAAGAAGGAGAAAGUUAUGGCUACUGUCACUAAGCCAGUUGGUGGCGACAAGAAUGGUGGUACCCGGGUGGUUAAACUUCGUAAAAUGCCUAGAUACUAUCCCACUGAAGAUGUGCCUAGAAAGCUGCUGAGCCACGGCAAGAAGCCCUUCAGUCAGCACAAGAGAAAACUGCGGGCCAGCAUCACUCCCGGGACCAUCCUGAUCAUCCUCACCGGGCGCCACAGGGGCAAGAGGGUGAUUUUCCUGAAGCAGCUGGGCAGUGGCUUGCUACUUGUGACUGGACCUCUGUCCUAUAAUCGAGUUCCUCUGCGGAGAACACACCAGAAGUUUGUCAUUGCCACCUCCACCAAAAUCGACAUCAGUGGUGUGAAAAUCCCCAAGCAUCUCACUGACGCUUACUUCAAGAAGAAGAAGCUGCGCAAGCCCAGACACCAGGAGGGGGAGAUCUUCGACACCGAGAAAGAGAAAUACGAGGUUACGGAGCAGCGCAGGCUCGAUCAGAAAGCCGUGGACUCGCAAAUUCUGCCCAAAAUCAAAGCUAUCCCCCAGCUCCAGGGCUACCUCCGCUCCGUGUUUGCCCUCACAAAUGGCCACUAUCCUCACAAGAUGAAGUUCUGAAUCUCUUUUGAAAAACCUAAUUAAAUAACUGGUCUCUUUCCUUCGUGUCUUUUUUUUUUCCCCCCUUUGUCUCCCUAGUUAUGUGGUUUGACUCAGGCAAUUUAAUGGGGUGUUAGCCUCUGCUAAGAGGAAUGGGAUUACUGGGUUAGAAGCAGCUCCAGCAAACUGCAUCCGCUUUGGAUCCACAUUCUAAGCUUCCUUAGGGUCUGGCUUCUCAGCUUUUCCACCCAGCACCCACCACUAUAAAACGCAUUUCCUCAGCUGUCACUGAACGAGUUAGUGAGAAAAGGGGUGAAGAUGAGAGAUGUGGUCUCCAGGUCACAGACUUUCAUCCCAUCCAGUAAUAUGAUGGCCAUUUCUCCCCUGUCUACUCCUCAGCUACACACCCCUCAUCUUUGCCGUUACUUUAUUAAAGCAUACAGAGCAAAUGAGUGUGGUCAUGUACCCUCCCUUUUUAAACCAAAAACCUAUUAUACUGUGCGUACUGUUACAGAUCUAUAGAUGAUAUUUUUUGAUCACUGCAUGAAAAGGGGCCGUCUGUACUGCUACAUUGUCCCCCUUCGUUCUUGGGGGAUGUAGUCCAAGACCUGUAGUGCGUGUCUAAAACCGUGGCUAGUACCAAACCCUGUAUAUACUAACCUUUUUAUAUGUACAUACAUACCCGUGGUGGCUUAUACAUUGGAUUUAAUAAGGUUGAUGAUGGGACAAUUACACGCUGUAGUGAAAGUUAUGUGAAUGUGGUUUCAAUACUGUAUUUCCUCUUGUGAUAAGGGAUGACAGAACACCCAUGUGCUAAGGCGAAGUAGGCAGUGUGGCGGUGUUGGGCUGCUGACCUGACAGUAACAGGGACCGCUGAUCUGAGCGAUCCCGGGUCACUGAGCCAUGACAAUGCCCGUGGUUGGGGAUUCUCGUCAAUUCAAGGGUUUUUGUGGACUAACCGGCUGGCUAGCAUAUGCAGCGUGAUAAUCCACAUCCCCAGGGAGUGCCAGAGAUUGUAUUUCAAUUUAGGGUUGUGCACGAUUUAAAACCAAUUGUUAAUUUCUGGGAUUUCUUAUGUAUGGAUGAGGUAUUGGUGAACUGGGUAACUGAAACCAUGGAAGACAAAACCGUGGAUAAGGACUAUUGCGUGGCCUAGGAUAUUUGGGUUUCUGUCCUUUGUAAUUAUAUAGUGUUGUAGUACAUAGUAUUAAGUAUGCAUACAGAGAGCCAAGUA